Messenger RNA from Bolinopsis microptera, 2196 nucleotides. Its product is annotated as putative transporter svop-1. Gene Ontology annotation, molecular function: transmembrane transporter activity. Gene Ontology annotation, biological process: transmembrane transport. The record is from RefSeq and is a predicted model, not a curated record. The transcript is spliced from 2 exons. The coding region runs from base 1 to 1356 and encodes 451 amino acids. Gene Ontology annotation, cellular component: membrane. NCBI's taxonomy places the organism in Eukaryota, Metazoa, Ctenophora, Tentaculata, Lobata, Bolinopsidae.
AUGACCACACUACCACACAGUUACGGAACACUAAACUCCCAACCGCCCGAGGAACCAAACAAUUGCCCCAACGAACACGACUCAGAAAAUACAACCAGAUUAUCCACGAUUCAAAUAGUGGCACUGGUUGCGAUCUGUUUAACUCACAUUGGAGAUGCAGUGGAGAUCUACCUGCCAGCUAUCCUAACUCAGGAGAUCAGUUGUGAUCUGCUGCUGAGUGGGACCCAGCAGGGGCUGCUGAGUGUCGUCUUCUACUCCUUCUAUGCGGCAGGUUCUUUUAGUUCAGGCUGGUUUGCUAACAAAAUAGGACGACGAAUAACCAUCAUCAUCUCUCUGGGACUUUCAUUCCUGGUCUCCACUCUUGCGGCUCUUUCUCACGAAUUCUGCAUACUCCUUAUCUCUCGAGCCGCUACGGGGGUCCUCGUGGGAUCAAACUACGGCAUCACAAACCUCUACUGGGCUGAGAUAUCACCAACAGUGAAGAUAAAGAACUUGGGGCUGUUGUUAGCAAGUCUGUGUUUUAGUCUAGGGGCCGGGUACACGUCUCUGUUGGCGUACUACAUUCUGCACCAUGUUGGGUGGAGGACCUUCUUUGUCCUUUGUUCCCUGCCCCUCUUCCUAUUUCCACUAGCUGCUUUCAUUUUCUACCUACCUGAAACUGAUACGUAUCUGAACUCUAGAAAGUAUUCAGUGUCCAUGGAGAAUGGUAAAGAUGAUGGAGCAAAUGAAGAUCUAAAUCCAGACAAAGAAUCUGGAGCGUCAAAUUCUCUUAAAAUGCUGAUAUUUCUGCUCUCUUUGACAUACUUGGUGAACAUAGCCCAAGGUUGGGGUCUCAUUUUGUUUGUUCCUGAAGUCUACAACAAAUUCAACAAGUCUCUUGGUACAAACGUUGAUAACUGUAACGCAAUAUUCGGGUACCAGUACUUGAAAAUGAGCCUGAUAUCGGGACUGGGCCCUAUUGGAGCCAAGUUGGGAGCAUACUUGGUGCAAAUGUUUGCUCCUCUAUCUGUUUCUAUGUUGUGCUCCUCUCUUGUCAGCACAAUCUCCUUCGUCCUGCUAGCUACCACACACGGAGGACUAGAGACAACGGAUAUGUUCAUGGGAGUGAUCAAGGCAGCAUUUGCUUAUCUGAACCUCAGUUUGUGGAUCUACAUGAUGAGUACGCUAGAUGGACCCCUCAAGACCAUUGCGAUCGUCAUUAUUGACGGUUCGAGCAAGUUUGGAGCAUUGUUUGGUAGCGCUGCAGUGGCUUUCCUUCCCGUAGACACUGUCAUCGUUAUUAUGAGUGUUCUAGGGGUGGUUCAGAGCGUAGCUGUAGCUUUUCUUUGUUUGAAAAAGACAAAUUUAAGUGAAUAGUUACCUAUCAUUAUUAAUAAGUUAAUUUGACCAAAACCCAUAAUUGGGUAGAGUGGACCGCUGCCAGUGUCUCUCUUUCCGAAACAAAAGGAAGUGAUAUUUAUUUGAAUGACCGUUCUCAAAUGCAAAAUGAUACCGAGAAUAAAGUCGGUCGUUCGCUUUUCCCAUUCAUUCACGGCUUACGAAUUGUAAUAAGUUUUGGUUUAUGACAUCAAUCACACUCGUGAAAAUCUCUUGGAUUGCUUUCGGGCCGAUGCUUAGUACUUCGGGAUAAGGGCAGUAGUUAGUGUCCAAUUAGCUAAUGUUUAUUGAAUCGUUAUUGCCGAAUGCAGCUGCCUUCUUAAUAUAUUACAAUUUUAAAUGAAUGGGAAAGGCGAGCGACCGAUUCCAUUCUCAGUAUCAUUUUGCAUUUACGGACGGUCAAUCAAAAUAAUAUGAUUUCCUUUUGUGUCGGAAAGAGAGACACUGGAAGCGGUCCACUCUACCCAACUAUGGGUUUUGGUCAAAAACAUAUCCAUUUAAGACAACAAAGCUGGAUUAUAAAUCAAGCUACGCAAUCAGUAAUACGUGCGAUAAGACAUUGUACCAUUUAAAAUUUGUAUUCCUCUGUUAUACCUUGCUUAAGUUCCAAUACAUUGUGCGACGAAAAAUUUGGGCGGCCUUCUCGCCCAAAUCUUUCACGCCAAUUAAUUGCACCCACAUUUUCUGUGGACCGAAAACUUUGUCAGCUAAAAUUUGUGCAUUUUAACUUUACUCUUUAUAUCUUUAGUUAAAUGAUUUUAUGUCGGAUUCUAUUAAUAUUAUAGAAUUAAAGUUUAUUUCAAAUGUUUAUGUUUUUCA